AUGCAACAUGGUCAAGCGACACGUGGGAGAGUUGGUGAAGAUCGGAGCGUGUUGCGAGUGCAAGUGUCAGCAGGAGAUGACACCGAACGCUCUAUGGCAGGAUUGUGCUCACGGGCGACGGAGGUCUGCGAACAAUCGCGUCAAAUCGACUCGGGCUACAUUUGCUACCACAGCUGCGGUACAUACGCUGUCAUCCUUGAUGAACAAGUGCAGCUAUAG
Molecule: messenger RNA, 219 nt
Organism: Peronospora matthiolae
Lineage: Eukaryota; Oomycota; Peronosporomycetes; Peronosporales; Peronosporaceae
Source: the annotation of a GenBank genome assembly